Molecule: messenger RNA, 1135 nt
Organism: Alnus glutinosa
Lineage: Eukaryota; Viridiplantae; Streptophyta; Magnoliopsida; Fagales; Betulaceae
Exons: 5
Coding region: 177-473 (98 amino acids)
Source: RefSeq, a predicted model, not a curated record
CCCGAGUCCCGACACAUUGCUUACACUUCGUCCAUCCUCCCACUAACACAAGAAGAAGAAACAAGGCUUGCAAAUUGUUCUCUGAAACCGUUUUCUUUCACGCAUUUGAUCAAACAAUCGCGAAUUGAAAGAAUCUGUUUCAUCCAUCGCAGAGAGCGGUCAAGAAGCUAUUACAAAUGAGUGCAGGUGGUGCAUUUGGUGGGAAUCGGGGACUGAGACCAGUGCCUCCAGAAAAAGGAGUCUUCCCUUUGGAUCACAUGCAUUUAUGUGACCUGGAAAAGAAAGAAUACCUCAGCUGUCUAAAAUCUUUCGGUCACCAAUCUGAAAAAUGCAGACGCUUUUCAAAAAAGUAUCUAGAAUGUCGUAUGGAAAAGAACUUGAUGGCAAAGCAAGACAUGUCAGAACUAGGAUUUGGGAAGGAAAGUGUCAUGGAAGCUUCUGGUGAGAAUGUCAAUGAGAGGAUUGAUAACUGAGGCUUACAAUCAACUAGAGAGCAAGACUGUGAUCCGUAGUUGGAAUAGCUUUUCUAUUUGGCAGUGCCUUUUCCAUGCUUGGUAUAUUUAUUAUCAUGAAAUUGGAAAUACAAGCAAAACAAUCGAAAGAAAAGUGAAAAGUAUAGAAUUUUGCAGGUGUGAGUGGAGUGAGGAAUAUUGAUUUUGGGUAAAAAUAAACCCAUUAACUCGGUGAGCUUACUAGCAUACCUCUUUUUUUUACCGGCGGUCGAGUCUUAAGACUACAUAGCUAAUUUAGCUACUCACACCAGCAGUUGGGAAGGGAAGACCCACCUCCCCACGGACAGCUCCUAAUAAUUGUAAGUAUAGUUUUAUAGCACGCCAAUACGUCUGUUGAAAAGUGCCUACCAAACAGAUAGAGGGUGAGCAACGAGACUUUUGUGGGUUGUUUCGGAUGCUCAAGUUAGUAAAGUUGUCCGAAAAAGAAUGGAAUGGAAAGUUUUGACAAUGAAGAGAAUUGGGAAUUACUUGCUACAAUGAUUGCUCUCUUUACAGUGGUGGCUAAUUUCCUCAGCAUAAUUGGCCUGGUUUGUUAAACACAAGGACAGAACACAGUAAUGCGAGUUACUGUUCAUGUACUUUUUUUUUCUUCAUAUUUUCUUAUACUAAUCGACAUCAAAAUA